CAUUUGACAUAACGCUCUGUGAAACUUUAACAAGCGCUCGGUGUUUUCCAGAGGACACCCAGCGUUAAGGAGAUUAACUCUCGAUCCGUGAAGAACAGGACCUUCAAAUUAACAUGCGGUCGCCAUGGCGACGGAAGCACGCUAAUCCAGAGCGCUUCCACAAUGUUGACAAGACAUUUAGAAGAGUUUGUUUUUGACUGGAGACACAACAACAACCCUGUAUACCAACAGCGAAACUUUAUUUUUUUUUUAAAAUUGAAUUAACGAGAAAGAGACUGAAGGGUGUCGCAGCUGGGGGGGUUAGGGUUGCAGUCAACAUCUGUGGAAACGCCCAUCGCUUAAUAACGGAGCCAGAUUCAUAACACUUAAACUCUUUGCGUCGAGUGAAGGUCAACAGUUCAACUGACUUUAAUACACCAAACAUGAAGACUGCCGGAUAUAAGAGCAGGUUUUAUGGUUAGAGAAUACAGGACACUCUUCUCUUAAGGUGAAGAUGGUGAAAAAUAAAAGCACUGGAGGGCGCGCCAGUCGCUCUUCCACAUGCAAGACAAAAAAGCCUGGCUCCCAGAUCGAGAGCAGCAAGGACCCGACUCCUGUGGACGACCCGGCCGGCAGUGACACCGCCUCUGUUUCUCCAGAGCCCCAGACCCCCGGUCAAAGUCAGCUGGGCUUUCCAGACAGAGUCUACCUGCUGGCGUCUGUCAUCUUCCAGAAUAACCACCUGGAGAAGUCUGCGGCCCAUCGGUUGGUGAAUUACGGCAACCAGAGAGGGCUCCUGUUGCCUAAAGUCAAAGACGAGGAGAUGCAGCGUACAGCUUUUGAGUUGGCCUUCAAUACGCUUAAAUAUCAAGAACUGCUGGAGGACAUCGUGAUUGACAGCGGCUUUUACCUCACUCAACCACUGCCACAGGAUCAGAUGAGCCUCGUUGGUGUCAUGCUCUAUGACUUCCAGGACAGAAAGUUCCUCCCACGGGAACGCCAGGGGGACGAGGAGAUCAUACGGGAAGUUCGAGAUGUCGAGAACUACCUCCUCAGGUUUAAAACCAAGCUGGCAGCCUCUUUGGCCCGCUGCAGGAUCAAACAUGAUCUCUUGUCCAUUGAGUGUAUCUUGCCGGAGAGUGUGAAGACCAUGCAGGAGCGAUCAAGCAGCCUUCUGCUUUACGCAUGGAUCAACAUGCUGAAGAGCAGCCUUGAUGAGGUCCUAAGUGUGCUGAAGAGUGCGGGCUUCUCGCAGGUGAAAUCGAUUGGGCAGCUGGAGGGCCAGACCUUCUGCCAGGAUCCCCACUGCGGGGAUAUACUGGUAUUCCCUGCUCAGCUGAAGGCUCAGCUGUACUCCACCAAGCUGCUUAGCGACCACAAACUCAUCAUCCAGGAUAAAUCUUGCAGCCUGGGCCCAAAUGCAGUAUGCUCCCUGCUGCCAGAGGAAGGAGGUGUUCUUAUGGUGGGCUGCUUCUCCGGCCUCACUGUCUCCCACACUGCCUCCCUAAUUGCAGAGAAACAUAAAGCCGAGGGCAACAACCAGCCUACACUCUACGUUUGUGUCAGCGAUCGUACAGACGCUCAGAGGGAGGAGUUACAGCAGGCUGUGACUGCCAUGGGCUGCAAGAACGUGAAGCUGAUACCAGAGGACUUCCAGUCUUUGGACGGCAGUGACAAGCGACUUCAGAAGGUGCGCGUCAUCCUCUUAACCCCCAAGUGUUCUGUGUCUGCAGUCAGCAACCCGGUUGAAUUCAUACUGCAAGAGAAUGGAGACACAGACCUGCUGCAGGACUUAUCACAGGGCUCCAUAGCCCAGAGCAAACUGGAAGCUCUGGUAGCUCAGCAGAGGAAGGAUAUUGAUCACGCCUUGAAGUUCCCAAAGGUUUUGGCAGUGGUAUACUCUACCUGUUCGUCAUACCCAGAGGAGAAUGCUGAGGUGGUGAGCAGAGCUCUGGAGCAAGCCAAUGCCUACUCAGAGCAGGAGGGGGAUCCAAAACAAGUUAACUUCAGGCUUAGUCCAUCCCCGUUCAGCAUUCCUCAUCAUGCAGAGGGCCCAGAGGAAACAGAUCCCUUCUUCAUGUUGGAGCCCUCUGAAGAGAGCAAUGGCUGCUUCCUGGCUGUUCUCCACAGAGAGCCUGAGCCAGUGGUUAAAGAGGCACCACACGAAGUGCUUGACAGGGCAAAUGCCAAAGGCAUACUGGACAGGAUCGGUUCCAACCACCAGCUAACCAAAAAAGAUCAGCAUGGACAUACCAUCAGGAUGACUAAAACAACCCAUGCUCGCAACUCUCAGCCCAACCUCUCUGUUAGUAUUCAAUCCAAAAACCAAGAGACAAAGGGCAGCAACAGCACUACUUUGUGUGGACAUCAGGAAUUUACUAACAGGCGGCAGUCUACACAAGGAACAGCCAAAGCAGUGCGCUUGCGGGCCUCAAAGAACACUGAGUCCAGCUCCUUCUCUUCCUCCAAACUAGAAAACAGCACCAGCAAGAAAAGCAUCACCCCCGUAUUCAACAUUACAACUUCCACCACCACCCUGACUCCUGCCGCUCCUCCUUCUACCCCGCUGACCCCAGUUGUCCGUCCCCGCAGAGUUCCUCAGGAGGUGCUGAAGCCUGUGGUGCUCGUCCUGCCUCCCGUUCACUUCCCCAGCUUCUUCCCACCUCAGAACAACCGAACGGGAUUCACCCCCAACUUCAACUACAACAAGUGGAGGGGCCCUACUCAAACUGUGCCCCUGUCCCGCUCCAGUGGUAGUCUCUCUAAGGAUGCUAUGGUUAAACCUCGGCCUCUUUUCUGAGCUCAAAACAACCCACAUAAAUAUAAAAAUUAUUAAAAAAAAGUAUUUACUUUUUUGCCAAAUGCUUACCCAAAUAAAGUCAGUAGUGUCUAAUGCCAA
Morone saxatilis (striped sea-bass) is the source of this 2878-nucleotide messenger RNA. Its product is annotated as putative methyltransferase NSUN7. NCBI's taxonomy places the organism in Eukaryota, Metazoa, Chordata, Actinopteri, Moronidae. Bases 494 to 2779 code for a protein of 761 amino acids. Gene Ontology annotation, molecular function: methyltransferase activity. The record is from RefSeq and is a predicted model, not a curated record. The transcript is spliced from 13 exons.